Messenger RNA from Ruditapes philippinarum (Manila clam), 2286 nucleotides. Its product is annotated as toll-like receptor 4. The transcript has a single exon. The record is from RefSeq and is a predicted model, not a curated record. Bases 1 to 2286 code for a protein of 761 amino acids. Gene Ontology annotation, molecular function: protein binding. NCBI's taxonomy places the organism in Eukaryota, Metazoa, Mollusca, Bivalvia, Venerida, Veneridae.
AUGAUGAGUGCUAUUUAUUUGUCAUUAUUUUUAUGUGUUUUACCAUCAGCAAUUUCAAAAACAUACUGCCACAAAGAAAAUAAUGCCACUUUGAAUUGUAAUUACUUUCCAAAUGAACUCCCAGAGAAGGUUUCCCGUGUUAUUAUACAAAACUUUAGGAAAGUUGAUGAAAAUCUAGUUGUAAAUGGGUCAUUUUUUGCAACAAAGAAUUGGAGAUUUGUAAAAUAUUUGGAAAUAAGUGACGAAUCAGUAGUCUCUGGUACAUUAACAUUGGAUGCAGGUUGCUUUAGUCAAUUAAAGGUGCUUGUAGAAUUACAUUUACAUUUAGCUUUAGCUGAUUUCAUUUUAUCUGCUGACGCUUUUGUUGGAGCAAACUCAGUCAGAGUAUUAAAUGUGAGUUCGUGUGUUAGACUGGAUAUGCAAGAUUUCUUAGCCAGUUUAAACGGAACAAAUAAAUUAAGAAAUCUUAAAGUGUUAGCAAUAUCAAGGCUGAGUCAUUACAGAGGACCACUUGUGGUUGAUUUAAUUUUUGGAAACAUCUUACAAACGAAACGAGUAACAGAAAUUGAAAUCAUCGGUUCAGAAAUAUCUUAUUUGCGUCUUAGCAUUUUUGGUUGUGUUAAAUCUUUAGAAAAAUUCAAUGUUUCUCAAUCACAACUUAGUCAUACAGAUGACAAAGGAUUCAAUAUCAGUGAUCUUUCAUCGUUAAAAGUUAUGGAUUUAAGCUAUUUGGAACUCCCAAAAACUGGCAUGCCUCCUCCUGGAAAACUAGUGUUAUCAAAUGAAUAUUUUACAGAUGAACGGAUUAUUCGUGUGCUCAGUGGUAUACUGACACCAAUUAGUGUAAAUGGGACAUCAAUUUUCCCGAAAACGACUCAUAUAUGGAUUAUUAACUGCACGCUCCCAAUCAACAAACCUUUGCAUAUUCACGGGCGCGAAUUGGUCAUUAAGCAAAAUAAUCUGAGACAUUUCGACUUACGGUGCACCAACAAUUCGAUUUCAAGUAUUGAAGUGGUAGAUUUUUCAGAAAAUGGCCUCCAGUUCUUUACUCCGUUUGCUGCCACAUGUUUACCUCAAAUUAAAAUGCUAGACUUUACGAAUAAUCAAUUAUUCAUAAUGGAAAAGCAAAACAUUUCAUUAUUUGCAAAGCUGGCUGGAUCUUUUAGUUAUUUACAGUUUAUAAGUUUUUCAGAAAACAAUUUACAGACGAUUCCUUAUAACAUGUUUUCAAACAAUUCUGCCCUGGAGUUCAUAGACCUUUCUUCCAACAAACUUCAACAGGUGACAUUCAGUUUGGAACAUUUAUGCAAACUGAAAACUUUAGACCUAAGAAACAACUUAAUACACAUUUUGAAUGAUCUCUCAAUCGACCGUCUAAACUCUAUACCUGAUAGUUCUUACCAUAAAAAGAAGAACGCAACUGUUAUUCUUGCGUCAAACAGCAUUUCAUGUUCCACAUGCAACGCAAAACAUUUCAUCCAAUGGAUUCUCACAACCAAUUAUGUCAAUAUAACAUCGCAAAACCUGAAAUGUCUAGAUAAUGAUGGUCGAAAAACUGAAAUCAGUGAAAAGACAGUGCAACAUUUAAAACACUUAUGUAACUUACUCUUGUACAUUAUUUCAUCAUGCUCGUCUGCCAUUCUCUUCAUUCUCAUAAUCGUUGCAUUUGUUUAUAAACUAUACAAAAGGCGGUUUCUUAUAAGACAAAGGGAGCAUAGAUAUAAUGUAAUUGAGCGUCUCCGUGUUGGUCUUCACCAAUACAAAUAUGCGUGUUACCUUGUCUAUUCACUUGAAGAUAGCGGUAACGAAGAAUGCGACAGUGAACAAAGAUAUAUGAUCGACAGUGAACACUUUAUGAAUCGAGAAUUUGUAGAAAAUUACUUUAUUGCACCCCUUAAAAGAAACUUACAACAUGAAAUAGGAGCAGAGAGACAGUUGGUAUGUUGCGACGAAGAUUCUGAUGGAGGCCGCAGUGAUUUUGAUGUGUUCUUCAAUAAUUUAGCAUCAUCGUCGUCUGUCGUCGUUAUUGCUUCAGAGAAAUUCUUCAGUAAUGCGUUAUACUGUUGGAUGUUGGAACAAGUCAUUGCACAGGAAAAACAGAUCAUAUUUUUGAUUGAAGAUGGUAUAGCUCAUAAAUUAAGGAAGGAAGAAACUAAAAGAAUUUUUAAGAAUUGUAAAAAAUUUAAAUGGAAAAUCGAAAAUGGUGAAUUGAUCUUAAAGACUUCAUGGAAUGAAGUGUGUCUAGCCAUUUUCGACGGCACGUGUUUAUCAGAAAAUGAUAACUGA